Messenger RNA from Tuber melanosporum (Perigord truffle), 585 nucleotides. RefSeq lists its product as uncharacterized. The record is from RefSeq and is a predicted model, not a curated record. Gene Ontology annotation, cellular component: RNA polymerase III complex. The transcript has 3 exons. Gene Ontology annotation, molecular function: DNA-directed RNA polymerase activity; DNA binding. The coding region runs from base 1 to 585 and encodes 194 amino acids. Lineage: Eukaryota; Fungi; Ascomycota; Pezizomycetes; Pezizales; Tuberaceae. Gene Ontology annotation, biological process: DNA-templated transcription; transcription initiation at RNA polymerase III promoter.
AUGUUCAUCCUAUCCAAGUUCACCGACCUCCUCCACCUCCCCCCGCCAACCUUCGCCCACCCAACAGCAACAGCACUAGAAGACCAGAUCAACGAGAAAUACGCCAACAAAGUGGUGCACAACAUAGGCCUCUGCAUAUCCCUCUACGACCUCUCCAGCGUCUCCGAGGGCAUGAUCGGCCAGGACGGGGGUGCCCACGUGAACGUCGAGUUCAGGAUGAUCGUGUUCCGUCCCUUCAAGGGCGAGGUGCUCACGGGUCGGAUCAGCUCCGCCACAGCGGCGGGCGUUAAGGUCCGCACGGAUUUCUUCGACGAGGUCUUCGUACCUGCCGCCGCCCUGUUUGAGGGAAGCCGAUUUGAUGGCAAGGAACAGGUUUGGAUAUGGCGUAAUGAUGAUCAGGACUUUUACAUGGAUAAGAAUGAGGUUAUCAGGUUUAGGGUUGAGGGUGAGGUUUUCGUGGAUCAGUUGCCUGUGCCGCCGCACUUGAAGGGGGAGGAGUCGAGUUUGCAUAACAAGCCGCCGUAUGCUAUUACUGUGGGUUUUUCUUCGGCCCUUCUCAUGUGUUCGCAGCUGUGGGCUAACUGA